AUGGUUAACCAAGAUUUAGUAAGAUUAAUAGCGAAAAAUGGGGAUGAAUAUAAAGUCUCGAAAGAAAUAGCAUGUAUUUCACCCGUACUAAAAGCAAGUUUGGAUAAUGAGGAUAAUUUUAUGGAAGAAAAUGAAUAUCAGGUUAAUUUAAUGAAUAUUGAAUCUAAUAUUUUAAAUAAAGUGGUGGAAUAUUUGGAGUAUAAAAACAAGUACCAGCAAGAAGAAGAUGAUGAAAUACCGCAAUUUGAUAUACCUGUGGAGCUCUCACUUGAAUUACUGUUAGCAGCAGAUUAUUUAAAUAUAUAA
This is a messenger RNA of Saccharomycodes ludwigii, 306 nucleotides long. RefSeq names its product elongin C (gene ELC1). The transcript has a single exon. Gene Ontology annotation, biological process: ubiquitin-dependent protein catabolic process. Gene Ontology annotation, cellular component: elongin complex. Lineage: Eukaryota; Fungi; Ascomycota; Saccharomycetes; Saccharomycodales; Saccharomycodaceae. The record is from RefSeq and is a predicted model, not a curated record. The coding region runs from base 1 to 306 and encodes 101 amino acids. Gene Ontology annotation, molecular function: protein-macromolecule adaptor activity.